This is a messenger RNA of Jaminaea rosea, 1112 nucleotides long. RefSeq lists its product as hypothetical. The record is from RefSeq and is a predicted model, not a curated record. The transcript has a single exon. Lineage: Eukaryota; Fungi; Basidiomycota; Exobasidiomycetes; Microstromatales. The coding region runs from base 5 to 907 and encodes 300 amino acids.
GUUCAUGACCGACGCUUUCGUGUGCAGAGGAGCCAGGCAUUCCGAUCUGGACCGCCUGGCUCCAAUGCUGUCCGAUGCCUUCUCUCGCUCGGCCAUCGUCAUAUUCCCCCGCGGCCACACCGAGGACAGCAUUGCCUUUCGACGAGGCGAGCUCGAGCAGUGGUAUUUGCAAUGCGACACCGAGAUGGGACCAGGUCAUGCGGGGACAGAUGCUGGUAGUCGUCGAUUCAUGGUCGUGUGUAGGAAGGGUCAAGAGGAUGAGCCUGUUGGCUUCUGCCAUUACGAAAGGGUCGAGCCCGGAAUGAAGCAUGUGACGUGGGCAGCUGAGAUGCCCGAGAUGCCGCCCUUUCCUCAAGGUGGAGACAAGGAGCAGUACUAUCUCUGGAAGGACAUGAUCUACGAGACCAGAAGAGCAGUGGUAGGAGACCGCCUUCAUGCCAGUCAGUCCCGGCGUCCGCGGCUUUGCACACUAGCUCCUCACGCUCACCGCUCCUUCUCCGCUGCACCUUGCUCAGAUGCCCCUAUAAUGGUAGUCGAUUCCGCCAUUCGCGGCAAAUCCAACUAUGCACGCCGAGCCAUUUCCGACUUCUGUGCUCAACGCUACCUCUCCUGGGGUGACCCUCCCCUAUUCAGCGAUGCCUACGAGCUAGCCUCUUCCCUCUGGCUACGCACAGGCUUUCGCUACCUAUCACAGCCCAUCUUCACGCCUUACCGCUUUGCUACGCAUGAGGUUACCGACGCAACAAAGGAGGUGGCACUCCGCCGUGGCCAGGAGGUACCAGAGGGGGAUAAGAUGAAGAGGUACAGGACCGUACCUAUGGUCAGGUGGAGCUUGGCUGAUCGGGAUGCCGGAGAUAGGAUGGCCCCGAGUACCGAGAAGAGGGAGGGACAGCGGGCUAGGUUGUGAUUGGCUGGCCAUCACAUCGCACCGUCGUGUCGCGCAUCAUCAACAACAACAACAUCACUGUACCCGCUCCUGCAAGUCGCAUCGCAUCCAGCAUCACGUUUAAUGUCCCAUCAGAGGUUUUCAUCAACUCCAAAUCGCGUCCCCGUCGCUCGUCGCGUCGCUCAAUCGAUCAAUGCGAGUGAGGCUGCCAAUCUAUAUCGUCGCU